GUGUACGCUAAUUUAUUUCGAUGUAGCAAGUGCUCUUCAGCUUUUAAUAGAAAUUAGUUUUAUUUUACUCUUUGAAGACUACAGCUAAAUGUAUAAACAUGAUUUUCUUUUAGUGUCAAAAUCAGAGUAUCAGUACUCCUCUUUUCGAACAUAAUGUGCAAGAAGUUAUGCUUCUUAAAGCGAUGUAACAUUAAAUACUGGGCUUGCAUUUUCUGGGCUUUCUUUAAUAUAGUCGUUGGAUUCGCUGUUAUUCCCCUGGCAAUGGAGUACGUAAAGCAGCAAAGCCUGCCAGUUUCAGUUUUGGUUAUUGGUUGCAUAUGUGGAGCAAACUUUAUUUUAUCGGGUUUCAUGCUUUUAAUUGGCGUUUUGAAGAGCAUCCGAUGUCUGGUGUUUUUGUCCAUAGUUUUCUGCGGAAUGGGAAUCUUCUUUAUUCACUGGCUAAUCAUUCCUUUGUUGCUCUACUUUAUUUUCUCCUUCGUCGUGUUUAACUAUUACCAAGUGGAUCUGUCUCCAGAUGAUCGGUAUAAAGUGCCCAGAAGGUUUUUGUAAAUUAAAUAAACUUUAUCU
Drosophila ficusphila is the source of this 567-nucleotide messenger RNA. RefSeq lists its product as uncharacterized. The record is from RefSeq and is a predicted model, not a curated record. The transcript is spliced from 4 exons. Lineage: Eukaryota; Metazoa; Arthropoda; Insecta; Diptera; Drosophilidae. The coding region runs from base 154 to 549 and encodes 131 amino acids.